GGCAGGGCUGGGAGGGGUUGUGGAGCCUGGAGCCGGCUGGGAGUGGCUCCAAGAGUGGGGGAGGCGCAGCUGGACGUGGGGGAGCAUCUGGGGCGAUGCAGCCCGUCUAACGACGACGGGCCACGUCUAGGGCGAGGACGCCAAUCUGGGGGAGGAUGAUAGCUGGACGUGGGAGGAGGGGGCCACAGCUGGGCCGCGCGGUGCAUCUGGGCAGAUGGGGACCGCAGAUGAAUAUUGGUGACACUUUAGAGAAUUGGCCAUAAGUGAAUGGGGCACACACCUGUACGUGAAGGGGCCAUACUCGAUGUGGGGAGGACUUCUGGAUACGAGAGCAUCUCUUGGAAGUAGGGGCACAGCUGCAUGUGGCAACCACUGGGGGCCUCUUCUGGGAGAGAGGCAACAGCCGCCUAGUAUCUGAGACACGUCUGGGGAGGAGAAAGCCACAGGUGCAUGAAGAAUAAGAUGGGAUGAGCGAUCCAUUACUGGAGGCGCCCCAGGAUGGAGCCUCCACCAGGCACAGCGGCGGGGCAGGAGGAGCAGGAGCUGCGGGAGAGGGCCUUCUUCUCGUGGGCCGAGUUCAGUCGCUUCUUCGAUGCGUGGUGCCAGCAGCGACUGGCACUCUUCUUCGUCAAGAGCUCCAUGCACCUGGCGCGCUGCCGCUGGGCCAGCGCGCCCCCGCUCUACACGCUCAUCGACGUGCUCAAGUACAGCUACGUGCGGCUGGUGUGCAAGGACGUGCGCGCGCCCAGCCGGCCCGCCGUGGGGCCCCCCCAGCCUGGCUGCCCGGCCUUCAUCAUCGUCAAGCUGAGUCCGCUGCGGGACCGCCUCGUGGUGACGGAGUGCCAGCUGACCCACUCACACCCGGCCUGCCCGCUCGAGUUCGCCUACUACUUCCGCCCGGGCCACCUGCUGGCCAACGCCUGCCUACCUGUUCGCACCACCAACAAGAUCUCCAAGCAGUUCGUGGCCCCGGCUGACGUGCGCCGCCUGCUCUCCUACUGCAAGGGCCGCGACCACGGCGUCCUGGACGCCCUGCACGUGCUCGAAGGGCUCUUCCGCACCGACCCCGAGGCCAAGGUGAAGCUGGUGUUCGUGGAGGACCAGGCGGUGGUGGAGACCGUGUUCUUCCUGACGUCACGCACCCGGGCGCUGUUGCGGCGCUUCCCACGCAUGCUUCUGGUGGACCGGCUGCCGGGGCUGCAAGGCGCGCUGGAUCUGCUGGCGGUGUUGUGCGUGGACGGCGCGGGCCGCGCGCGUCAGGCCGCGUGCUGCGUGGCGCGCCCGGGCACGCCGAGCCUGCUGCGCUUCGCGCUGGCCUCGUUGCUGCAGAGCGCGCCGGAUGUCAAGGGCCGCGUGCGCUGCCUGACUGCCGGGCCUGAGGUGGCGGCGCAGCUGCCCGCCGUGCGCCAGCUCCUGCCCGGCGCGCGCGUCCAGAUCUGCAGGGCGCAGGGCCUGGAGACACUCUUCAGCAAGGCGCAGGAGCUGGGCGGCGCGGGCCGCGAGGACCCGGGCCUGUGGCCCCGCCUCUGUCGCCUGGCGGGCGCGUCGUCCCCCGCUGCCUACGCCGAGGCCCUGGCCGAGCUGCGGGCCCACGGCCCGGCCGCCUUUGUCGAUUACUUUGAGCGCAACUGGGCGCCACGCCGGGACAUGUGGGUGCGCUUCCGCGCCUUCGAAGCCGCCCGCGACCUGGACGCGUGCGCCUUGGUGCGCGGCCACCGCCGGCGUUUGCUGCGCCGCCUGAGCCCCUCGCGCAGCGUGGCGCAGUGCCUACGCGAUCUGGUGGCCAUGCAGUGGGCCGACGCGGCUGGGGAGGCGGCGCCCGACAUCUCCGACGACGCCGGCCCUUGGCUGGAGGGGGAGCCAGGGAGGGGAGCCCAGGUGGAAAACCAGAGGUUGAAGGGCCUAGAAACCAGAGACUGGGGAGGGGCGUGGAAGGAGGGAAGUUUUUGGAGAGAAGCCCAGGUGGAGAAGGAGUGGGCCCGAGGGCUGGAGACCAGAGACCGGGGAGGGGCUCAGGUGGAAAGUGAGAAGGGGAGAGGGUUGCAAAUCCGAGACUGGAGAGGGGUCCAGUUGGAAAACCAGGUGAGAGAGCUAGAGGGGAGUGUCUGGAGAGGGUCCCAGUUGGAGAAGGAGCGCUUGAGAGCUCCCGAGAUCCGAGACUGGAGGGGGGGCCCGUUGGAGGGUGAGAAAGAUUGGGGGCUGGAAGGUUAUAUCUGGAGGGGGGCCCAGGUGGAGGACCAGAGGUUGAGAGGACUGGAAGGGUAUACCUGGAGGCUGGCGCAGCUGGAGGAUCGAAGGGUAAGGGUGCUGGAGACCGCAGACGGGAGGGGGACCCAGUUUGAUUGCGAGAGAGCCAGGAGUCAUGAUGGGAGCUCCUGGAGGGGGCCCAAGUUGCACGAUGAGCGGAUAAGUGGCCUGAAAACCAGGGACUGGAAGGGGCUGCACUUGGAAGCCGAGAAGGAGAGGGGGCUGGAGGUCAGAAACUGGAGGGGGGUCCCUGUGGAGAAGGCCCUGGAACUGGUCCCCGAGAAUGGAGACCCCAGGGGGCCCCAGUGGGGAGAUGGGAGGCAGAGAGGGCCAGAGACUAGAGAAGGAGGAGCGAGGUUGGGUGUCAAAAGAAGAAGGGGCCUGGAGGAUGUAGUUCUGAUCCAGCUGGGGGACCCAAGGGGGGCAGGCCUGGAGAAUGGAGAUGGAGGGGGUGCCCUGGCUGGCAGCCCCAAGAGCAGAGGCAGGCAGGGCAGGGAGUGUGGGGACCCAGAAGGGGGCUGUCUAGGGCUGGGGGAUGGAGUCACGUGCAGCGUCCCAGUGGGGACCGUGUCAGAGGGUGACCCAGAGCGGGCAGCGAGAAGGAGGAGGUACCAGGCCCCAGGGGAGAGCUCGCAGGAAGGAAGUGGAGGAGAAGGCCCAAGGGAACCAAAGAGGCCGUGCUUCCCCUCAGGGGACGAGGAGGUGGACUGGGAGCCGCUGGCCAAGUUCCGAGCAGCCUGCGGGCCAGAACUGGCAGAGCUGGUGGCCGAAGAGCUGGCCUUCGCCCGGCAGCACGGGACCCGCGGUUUCCACUGGACCGGGGCUGGCUUCGCCCUGCAGGACGGCGCCUCGGACUUCUUCCUGGACGGUGCGCUGACACGCUGCUCCUGCUCCAUCCACGCGGCGCGCCGCCUGCCCUGCCGCCACGUGUUCGCCGCACGCCUCCUCACCGGGGCAGCCUUAUUCCACAUGGACCUGCUCAGGGAUUGCUGGGGGAGGGCCCCUGAGCCCUGAGCCCGCCGGCCCCUGCCCGUGACCCUCCACGGUGGGAGCCGGAGGGUGGGGGCGGGAGGGCACGCUUCGAUCCCAAAGAUAACAGGGCUGAGGCCCAGAAGGCCACCCCAUUCUGUCCCCGGCCACCUUCUGGGGUACCCAGGGGCCCCAUCUUGGCAGCUGGCCUCUCUGGAUCCGAGGGGGGAGCCGACAGUGUGGUCUUUGAGGUCCCGUGGCAGAUGGUGGUGGCCAAGGGAUUCUCCUUCGGAGAGGAAAGUUGGGGUAAGUGUAGACAGGGUCAGGUCGGAACAGGGGAAGGAAGGGGGUAGAGCUGGGGGAGGGGAGGACACCAGGAUGUGGGGAGAGCCUGGCAGGAGGAGGGAGAAAAGCAAAGGGGGAUGAAGGAGAGGGGAGGGGAGACAGAACAAAGGAGACAUGGAGGAGAGAGGACAAGGGAAGAGGCAGAAAUGACGAAGAAACGGAGACAAGAGGAGGUUGGAGAGGGUGGGGGAGGGGAGGAGGAGAUGAGGAUGAAGCAGAGGGAAGGGGAAAAGGAAUCCGCAAAAGAAAGGAAAGGGAGAAAAGAAAUGGGAGGGGUUUGAUUUGGGAUUUCUCUGAGGCCUGGAGUCUUGGAUCGCCUUCGCCUACUUGUUGGUCAUUCCCGGAAGAGACAGAAUUAGAGGGGGGCCCUGAGGGUCUGAUGGGAUGGGCUGGGGGCUCUCCAGCGGUGGAGGGGAACCGUCUGGACUCCGGCGCUUCAAGAUUGGAAUAAAACAGUACUAUUUUGGUUUUCGUGCUGAGUUCUUGGCUUGGGGGUGGGUAGGAGGCUGAGACCCAGAGGACAGUUGAAAAGGUCCAGUGUUCCUCCUUAUUUUUUUUUUUCUCCUAUCAACAGGCCCUACAGGGGCUUGAUGAAAUGUGGGGACCCAAAAUGAAUCCAUCUCCAUGGCAGCUCAGGCCCCAUCCUCCCUUGCCUGGGCCAGUAGGCCAUGGGGACAGCUUGCCAACACCUGUGGAUGCUUUCCUCCAAUGACUAGUCCAUGCCAGUGAUUGGUUUAAGAUGGGGCGUGUGCCCUGAUCCAGGCCAGUGGGUCUGCUUAGGGUAGGAGACUUCUAAAAGUUCUCUCAGUCCUAAGGAGAAGCCCAGAAUGCGAUGGUUAGGCCUAGAGCUGCUUACAAGCCUCUUAAUAAAAUGUGAGAAUGAAGGAUAUCAUUGACGAUAACAGAGCUAAGAGAGGAAGAAAAUCUGGGAAAUUCCCUGGUAGUCCAGUGGUUAGGACUCUGCAUUCUCACUACCGAGGGCCCGGGUUCAAUCCCUGGUCAGGGAUCUAAAAUCCCGUAAACUGUGUGGCCAAAA
Molecule: messenger RNA, 4597 nt
Organism: Bubalus bubalis (water buffalo)
Lineage: Eukaryota; Metazoa; Chordata; Mammalia; Artiodactyla; Bovidae
Gene: ZSWIM9
Product: zinc finger SWIM-type containing 9
Exons: 4
Coding region: 499-3261 (920 amino acids)
Molecular function (GO): zinc ion binding
Source: RefSeq, a predicted model, not a curated record